GUCACAAGAGGCAAAAUGAUAUCAAUUUGGGAUAAUUUGCGCCCUUUUGCUCUUGUCAUGUCGAAAGCUGCGGGCGUAGUCGCCACAUUGCCAGGCGGCGGUGAGCCGAGUUCCCCAGUGCAAAAGGUCUGGAAGCCCGAAUUGUAUAAAAUACAAUUGGACGCACCGGCCCCGCAUCCCGUGCGCUGUCAGCGGACUCUGCUUUUGCCACCGGCGAACAGCACCGCCGACGCCGUUGAGGAUAACAAUCAGGCAGUGCGCUUAUAUGGCAGCAAAUACCAUGGCGUGAUGGGUCACCUGGAAGCCGAGCAGCUGCUGGCGAACUCCAGCGAUGGCAGCUAUCUGGUGCGGCGCAGCCCCAAAGCGGAUGGCUACUAUACGCUGAGCGUUCGCUUCAACAAGCGCACGAAACACUACAAGGUCUUCUACAAGCCGGGCCAGGGCCACUAUUUGCGGGAGCAGGAUAAACACUAUGAGACGGUGCACGAAAUGGUCGCCGAUGGGCUAAUUAACUUUCACAUGCAGCUGCACGCCAGCCCCAUCAUACAGCAGAUAAAUCAGCAAACCAAAAAUUGCUAUCAGCAGAGUCCCUACAUGACACUUAAUCGUCGCAAGCUGCGCGCACUUUCCAAUGAGCUGGGCAAGGCCAGCGUCGCAGCUGAUGAUUGUUGUGAUACAGUUGCUGUCCAGUCGGAUGCGGAUGUGGCAGUGUCAGGCCAGAUCAGCCAGGAGACGCCACAGCAGCAGCAACAGCAGCCACAACAACAGAUUGCCGUCGAUCCCAUGCCGUUGGUAUAUGAAAAGCCGCACCAUUUCAAGGUGCACACCUUCAAGGGGCUCAACUGGUGUGAGUUUUGCGCCAAUUUUCUAUGGGGCUUCACCGCGCAGGGCGUCAAGUGCGAUGCCUGUGGGUUUAUGGCGCACAACAAGUGCUCGGAGCUGGUGCCGCCCAAGUGUGUCCCAGAUCUGAAGUGCAUACGCGGUGUAUUUGGCACCGAUCUGACCACCAUGGUGCAGCUGCACCAAUGCAACAUACCAUUUGUCGUCCGUCGCUGUGUCGAGGAGGUGGAGGCGCGCGGCAUGCUCCAGGAGGGCAUCUAUCGCGUCUCCGGCUUUGCCGAUGAAAUCGAUGCCCUCAAGCUGGCCCUCGAUCGCGAUGGCGACAAGACUGAUAUGUCCGAGGUGGCCUAUGGCAAUGUCAACGUCAUUGCGGGCACAUUGAAGCUAUAUCUGCGUCUGCUGCCCGUGCCGCUCAUCACGUUCCAGGCGUAUCCCAACUUUAUGGCCGCAGGUCGCAACGCCAAGCAAGCGGAACAGCUGCAGCUCAUGGCGGAGGCAGUGCGUCGACUACCGCCUGCCCACUAUAGUUGCCUGCAAUACAUGCUGGAGCAUCUCAAGCGCGUUGCCUCGCAUUAUGCCGUUAACAAGAUGAACGAGCACAAUUUGGCCACUGUGUUUGCGCCCACACUGAUUGCCACGCCCCAGCACAUGACGAAUCUCACGGAGGAGAUAUUCAUGCUCUCCUCUCUGAUCAUGCACUGCGAGACGAUCUUUGCUAGCUCCUGAGAAGCCCCCAAUUCGCCAGAACAAAAUCGACAUUGCCCAGCGAGUGAGAUAGCAUGUACAUCUCGCUUUCUCUCUCUUUCUUUAUCAUUCUCUGUCUCGUUUCAAUUCGUUAUCCAUGUGCGGAUUUUCGUAAUCCUUAAUUAGUUUACAAGUUAGCAAAGCCUUUAUUUAUUUAUUAACAACAUUUUGCCGCAUAUUUGUUGCGUUCACCAAAAAUUUAGACUCUAAGCGUAUUACAAUGAAAUUUUUGUAUUUAUAAAUAUUAUUAUUAUGUA
Drosophila grimshawi is the source of this 1841-nucleotide messenger RNA. It is a transcript of the gene RhoGAP5A, whose product is annotated as N-chimaerin. Bases 16 to 1566 code for a protein of 516 amino acids. The record is from RefSeq and is a predicted model, not a curated record. Gene Ontology annotation, molecular function: GTPase activator activity. The transcript has 5 exons. Gene Ontology annotation, biological process: regulation of GTPase activity; regulation of small GTPase mediated signal transduction; signal transduction. Lineage: Eukaryota; Metazoa; Arthropoda; Insecta; Diptera; Drosophilidae.